AUGAUAGUGAUGGUGAUGGCAAAUAAAAAUUUUAAUGCUACCAUAAAGUUAAUGGUUUUGCUAGAUACUGAAGGCGGUGGUGGAGAUGGACAACAAGGGACAAGCGGUUAUUUGCAGUAUAUACCGAAUUUGAUACGUUUGGAGAUGUCUGAGGCUGCAGUGGAUACCAUUGAACAGGAUGCUUUCCAGCAGACACCGCAAAUUCAAGCAAUUGUCUUGAAUAAAAAUAGAAUUUCAGUAGUUCGGGCAUACUUUUUCCGUGGUCUCAAUCAGCUUUAUUCUGUUGACUUGGGUGGCAACAGAAUUGAACAGGUUGAACCGUUGGCAUUUGCUAAUCUUCCAGCUUUAAGACAUUUGGAUAUCAGUUUCAAUCAACUUCAAACGUUACCCGAUAAUACGUUUUUGAACUCAUUCCAACCGGUGCCUAAUGAUCGUCGUGUUAUGUAUGUUUGCGGUAAUCCAUGGCUGUGUGAUACAAUGCUGGAAUGGUUCCGAGCCUAUCUGAGAGAAAAUGUGGAUAUUGACAUUGAAAAACCAGGUUGCCUGGCUGUUUGUGUUCGAUCUAUAAAUAAUUGCCCACCAGAAGGAACACCAUUAAGAGCAAUAGAUUUCUGUGUUAACGAUCAACCACCAUUAGCACUUACCGGCAGUGCACUAUCAAUGGUUGGCAGGAUUAUUCUCGCAAUUAUUAUGGCGAUACUUUGCAUAAGCAUUUGUUUGAUGGCAACGGUCAAAUGGGCGAUGUCUCGACGAAGAAAGAAGCAAAAGGAACUGGAAGCAUUUGAAGAUGAACAACGAAUUAUGUCUUCUGCAGCUUCCGCUUAUCAAGCAGGCGCUCCAUCGGUGAUUACUCGAUCUUACGCACCUUCAGCAAUCGAUCUCGACCUACCACAAGCGCAUACACUAGACGAUCGACCUAACAAUUAUCUUUACUAA
Molecule: messenger RNA, 936 nt
Organism: Enterobius vermicularis (human pinworm)
Lineage: Eukaryota; Metazoa; Nematoda; Chromadorea; Rhabditida; Oxyuridae
Source: the annotation of a GenBank genome assembly